AAUGUCUUCUCGGAUAUCAACUUUUUCAAUUGGUUGAAUAAAGUCGCCCCACCACCACCACCACCGAUGCUUCAGUCGCAGCAUCGUCCAAGUCACCACAAACGUGCUGACAUUUCUGAACUUGGAUUUGAUCUACUAGGAGUAAAGAGGGUUAGAAACUGCGAAUUUUUGAUUUUCGACGAUGCUUACAGUCUAAAUGGGCGGACGUUCUGCGGCUCCGUGCUGUCGGCACAACGCGCACGACCAACGAGAGAGGCACUGGCACAGUGGCGAGAAGCUCGCGAGGAGGCGCAAAGGGCACGCAUUGAAGCCGAUCGGCAGCGACGCGAGGAAGAACUUGCCCGAAGACUCAAUGCAACGUCUCCCACCCUCCUCACUGCCACCGCUUCUUCGAUUUACAGUGGCACUGACUCUCGUAACCCGGACGACCUAAUGCUCUAUUAUUUGUCUCUUAUAGAAAUAAGUCACGCUCAGAGCAGGCAAGCAAUCCGACGUAUUGAGGCGGCAUUGCGCAGCACGUCACAGAUUGCAGUGCAACCGGCAGCCCUGAGAACAGAGGAGGAGAGGCGUCGGCAACAGCCACAUCCUCUUGUAGCGGCCCUGUUGGCAGGGGGUAGGCGACAGCCGUUGGGAGGAGAUAGGCGCUCCUGGAGUCGACGUGGAGGCGCCGGAGGGCAUCGCUACAAUCCCUAUUCGCGUCUCUGA
Messenger RNA from Hydatigera taeniaeformis, 705 nucleotides. Lineage: Eukaryota; Metazoa; Platyhelminthes; Cestoda; Cyclophyllidea; Taeniidae. The record is from the annotation of a GenBank genome assembly.